CCCACCCUACUCCACAUUAGUUCCACCACCGCCCUUCCGCCUUCCCCCUCUCUCACCCUUCUACAUCCCUUUCCUACACACACACAUUUCACUCACACUUCACACUCCGGAAAGUAUGGCCACUGCACUCCAGACGGGUGGAUUCGUCCUGGGCCUGCUCGGCGGGGCUGCCAUCAUCGCCGCCACGGGGAUGAACAACUGGAGCGUCAAGGAUCGCCAGGGGGACGUGGUGACCUCGGUGUACACCUAUAAGGGCCUGUGGCAGAACUGUGAGGUGGGCACCUCAGGCUUCACUGAGUGCCGGCCCCUCUACGGCCUCCUGGGCUUCUCAGGUACCUUUCAGGCAGUGAGAGCACUGAUGAUUGUGGGCAUUGUUCUGGGUGUAAUAGGGGCCAUGAUAGCCCUGUUCUCCCUCAAGUGCCUUAAAAUGGGCAGCAUGGAAGAUUCCUCCAAAGCCAAGAUGACCCUUACAGCGGGGGUCAUGUUCAUCAUUGCAGGCAUUUGUGCUAUUGCUGGAGCUUCAAUCUAUGCUAACCAAAUUGUGGCCAGUUUCAUGAUGACCACCUACAACCCCAAUUAUGGAGGAGGGAUGGGACAGGGCAUAGAGAAUGGAGGAAAUAUGAUGCCGAGGUACACGUUUGGCCCCGCCCUCUUUGUUGCCUGGAUAGGUGCAGCUUUGCUCUUAUUGGGCGGGAUUCUGAAGUGUGUUGCCUUCAGGGGACUACAGCCAGACAAGUCAACCUACACAGGAGUUGCUUACAAAGCCUCCCAAGCCCAGAACAGGCCCAUCUAUGAUGACCACCAUGCAGAGGAUGGGAAGAGAGACAACCAAAAAUAUGUAUAAUUUCUGUUAUAUUCUGCAUCAAUAAAUUUGAUUCUACAUUAAGAAGCAUGUAUUUAAAUGUUGCUUCGGAAUAUAGUGCUUCAUUUUCAUAUACGCUUCCUAGAGUUUCAAUACAUUUUACUGCAUGUUAUUUAAAAAUGUGUAUUCUGUUGCGGUUGAUACUGGGCUCCAUUUUAUACUGCCAGUAACUGUUUUAGUUUCAUGUGGUCUUGGGUAAUGUGUUAUUGCUAUUUUGUCAAUAAACCAUUAAUGUAAAGCUUUCAUUUCUACAAUGAAAUGCACCAAAUACAUUUUCAAAAUGCUCUCCAUUUCUCAAAUGUCCUACCAUAACAUUCAGUCUGAGUACACAAUACACAGAGCCUAUAUUUGAAAACUCUGUGGUACAUACCUGGAAACUGACAUUUUAUUCCACUAGAUGGCAAGAACACUACAACUUUUGGCAAAUCAAAGCUCCUCUCCAUGUUGGACCUACACUGAGUGUACAAAACAUUUAACACCUGCUCCUGCCAUGACAGACUGACCAGGUGAAUCCCUUAUUGAUGUCACUUGAUAAAUCCACUUCAAUCAGUGUAGAUGAAGGGGAGACGGGUUAAAGAAGGAUUGUCAAUUCUUUGAGCAUGUCAAUAACUGCAACGCUGCUGGGUUUUUCACACUCAAGUGUUCCCCGUGUGUAUCAACAAUGGUCCACCACCCAAAUGGCAUCCGCCAACUUGACACAACUGAGGGAAGUAUUGGAGUCAACAUGGGCCAGCAUCACUGUGGAACGCUUUCGACACCUUGUAGAGUCCAUGCCCGACAAAAUUGAGGCUCUUCUGAGGGAAGAAAAGGGUGCAACUUAAUAUUAGGAAGGUGUUUCUAAUGUUUUGUACACUUAGUGUAGACCGGUCUCUUUUUGCUUUUAGUGAAAGUGGUACUCAGAAGUAUGCACCACAGCACAGUUGAUUGAAUUAAGGGUACGCACAAAGAAGACAGAUGCCAUUAGAAAUAAAUACCGUGAAAGACAUUUUAUUAAUUGCAGCGUUUUUCCUCCUCCCCAUACUCAUUCACACACUGGGGAAUCCAGUCCCUCUCCACAGCAAGACGCCCAGAGAGACACACAGGGCCAUCAGGUCUCACAUCCCAAACUGUGGUUUACUGUGAGGCCUUCAUUAAUGUGUGCCUCCCCAGAACAUUCUCAUGAGGUGAGACACUUAGGUCCCCCACCCUAAGAUCCUCCUGCUGACACCAUUAGCAAUAUUUAAAGAACUACACAGGGACAACUGACAGA
Molecule: messenger RNA, 2111 nt
Organism: Oncorhynchus nerka (sockeye salmon)
Lineage: Eukaryota; Metazoa; Chordata; Actinopteri; Salmoniformes; Salmonidae
Gene: cldn18
Product: claudin 18
Exons: 5
Coding region: 116-844 (242 amino acids)
Biological process (GO): cell adhesion; bicellular tight junction assembly
Cellular component (GO): bicellular tight junction; plasma membrane
Molecular function (GO): structural molecule activity
Source: RefSeq, a predicted model, not a curated record